This is a messenger RNA of Marmota monax (woodchuck), 5335 nucleotides long. It is a transcript of the gene Rnf183, whose product is annotated as ring finger protein 183. Gene Ontology annotation, biological process: protein ubiquitination. The transcript is spliced from 2 exons. Gene Ontology annotation, molecular function: ubiquitin protein ligase activity. Bases 3363 to 3941 code for a protein of 192 amino acids. NCBI's taxonomy places the organism in Eukaryota, Metazoa, Chordata, Mammalia, Rodentia, Sciuridae. The record is from RefSeq and is a predicted model, not a curated record.
GGGAGCCAGGGGGGGUCAUGGAGACAUGGGGUCACAGGGCCUGGAGUCUGGAGACAGCACUGCCUCAUGGUGGGCUCUGGCCUGGGAUGCAGGCUCCGGGGCUCAUCCUUCAACAGUUUUUAGCUCUGAAGCCUUGGACAAGUACCUCCACCAUCUUGUGCCUUGGCUUCCCCAUCUGUCAAAUGGGUGUAAAAAUGGUCAAGCUAACUCUGUACUGAACUCCUGCUGAGUUGUGCUGGGCACUCACAGGCUGCAAGGUGGGGUCAUUGGCCUCUUUAACAGAAGAACAUGAAGUGCAGAGGUUAAGCCAUUCAGGAUCAGCAAGGGUCUGGUUUCGAAGGCUGCCUGCUCUUUACUCCCAUUCUGCCUCCUUCAUAGGGUAGUUUUAGAGAAUCAAACGGCCUUUUGCAAAUAGAAACAAGCGGUAAAAGGUGAUGAUAUUAUCUAGUGGUGUUGCCACACAGUUCUUCUGCCAGUUCCUUAUCUCUGUCAUGUUGGUGUUGGAAACAAUGGGGGCCACUGCAGACAGUUAAGAUUUGGUAAUGACUCGUGCACAGGUGGGGAGAUGACUUUAGGGUGGUGUUUAGGACUCACUGUCCCUGAGCUGCCCUGGUCUGGGGGUGAUGGGUGAUACAUGGCACAAUGUCUCCUGGAGACACUGGCCUCUGACCAGCUGACCUUGGAAGCACAGCGAGUGCCUCACUGAUAAGGGCCAGGCUAUAGUCACUGUCCUCCUCCUCCUCAGCCCUCCACGGCUUUGGCCGUGGGUCCUCAGAAAGUGUAGCUCUGAUCUGGGGGCAAAGGGGAGAGAUUUUUAAGAAUAGUGAGACAAGCUUAUCUGGAAUAAAGUUCAAAUUUUCAGGUAAGAGAAUUUUUAAAAUAAAACAUAAUUUAUAGUCUUGCCCCAGAGAUAGCAACUGUUGAUAUUUGGUUGCUUAUCUUUCCAGACAGUUUUCUUUGAAAAUAGGAUUGUGUUGUAAUGUGGUUUUAUAGCUGGUUCUUUUUCACAUUACAUCAUGGAUAUAGUUCCAUAAUAAUAAAUGUUCUAUCACAUCAUUUCCAAGGCUGCAGAAUGUCUCUUCCACAGAUAGAGCAGAAUUCACCUCGUCAGCCUCCUAGUAUUGGAUAACGAGGUGAUUAUCUGUAUCUCACCACUGCUCAAGGCCUUGGGCAUCUCUGUAAUCAAAUCUUUGCACAGGCCCUUGAUUAAUUCCAUGGAAUAGAUUUCCAGUUCUGAGUCAAGGCUAUGAACACUUUAAGGUUUUUGAUAAUGACUGAAGUUCUGUUUGUGAGGCAGGAAUUCAGGGGCUCCUCAAAGAUCAGUGGAGAAAAUGUUCUCAUGGCUUUGAAGUCAACUGUAACCCUUCCUCUCUCUCUAAGCGGUUUGCGGAAAUAAGGCCAACCACCUCUUACACAGUCCUUAACUGGGCACUGGGCCUACCUAAAAGUCUCGCUCCUCCUAGCUUUCUUUUCACAAGAGAAAAUUGAGGCCUGCGGGAUGCAGCACCAGCUGGAAUUCCCGUCCUCAUAAGCAGCAGACCUGGGUUCGUGAGCUUCACAGCUUGGCUCCAGGAUCUACACCUGGUUCUGGGAAGUUGGUUGAUUCUGUCUCCAAAGACAUCAUUAAUGUCGUCCCCUUCGGUCCUCUCCACCCUCAGCUCACUAAUGUCACACAUCACCGUCACCUAACUGGCCUUCCAUUUCCAGUCUUGUCCCUCUCAGUCUGUCCUCUGCUCUGAAGCUGGGAUGCUAUUUGAAACAUGGAAAUAGUAUCACAGAUCAGGCCACCUCCCCGAAAGAAAUUCAGAUGCUUCCUGAGCUUCAAGCCCCACCUCCUGCCCUUCUCCGUCUGCACUUCUUCAUUGCUCAUCACUCAUUACACAUCUCCUUGCCUCACUAGCUCCAAGUGCCAUGAGGUCAGAGACGGGUUGAUUUUGCCCACUGAUGCAAUGCCUUGCACAGCGCCUGGCAUAUAGUAAGCACUCAAUAACUAUGAAUGAAUGAAUGGUCCACUGAAUAAAGCACUGGUAUAGACCUUUGGUCAAGUGCUUCUGUUAGGGCUGAGCCAUCUUAUCUUGCUUAUCCUCAUUUCCUUCUUCCCUGUGUGGUGCAGUGACCGAGUUUCUAGAAGAAGAAAACCAGGACGCCAUGGGUGAGAGAGUAAGUAGGUUCUGCUCCAGGUGUCCGGUUAGUCAGGGGAGAUGAGGCUAUAUCAGGGGUCCAAGGGACUCACAGCCCCCAAAGCUCCCCUUGCAUAGUUCCCAGGUUCUUACCAUUAGAGUCUUAUGGCUGUAAAGAACCAGUAAAAGGAGAGCAUUUCUGCCUAGCCAACAGCACACACCCGGCUUGUGGGCUAAGUGGAUACUGUUCUGUUUUUGUGACAGCAGCAUGGUGGUGGACUUGGAAUCCAAAGACUCGGGUCCCAGUGUCACCAGAACCAGCUAGGUGGCUUGGGGUGAGUUACUUAUCUCCAUCUGCAAAGUGAGUGGUUAGGAAGAAGUGGUUUUUAAACCUUCCCCCACCAAAAAACUCAGCUAUUUAAAUAAUUGAAAGGACCAAGAUGAGAAAUAGAUAACAAGCCAAUCAUUUCGAUUUGAAAAAGGAAGCAGGGCUGGGGCUGCUCCCUUCUGACUGCUCUCCUUAAGUCCCCAAGGCUGGCAGGAUGGCCAGCUGUGGGAUUCGAAGAUCUCAGCUGGCUGGCUGUGUUCUAAGAACAAAGCAGAAGGCAGCAGGGUUUGCCGGCUGUGUGGGUACGGUAAGAGAUCAGGAGAAGUCAAGGGGGCCGGAGGAGGCUGGCGUGCAGAGUUUUAGACCGUGAACCAGGUGAAUUUUGCAGCAAUAGAAGCACAGGGCAGGCAGCCCUUUGGUGCGAGGAAGAGAUUCCAGCCAUUUGAGAAAAGAAAUGAGGGAAGAGGAAGCCCGGACGACUCACUUACCCUUUCCAUGAUCCAGAAAGGAAAUCGCCACCCCUGCCUUUCCAGGCCAGGGACCUCAGGUCUGGAAAGAACCGCCCACAAUCACGCAGAUACUUGGUUUCCAAGUUCAAUUGGCUGCCACGCCCCAGGUGUGUGUGGGGGAAACUCUGUCCCCAACCUCCCAGCCGCCACCUAGCAGCUCUCUGGCCUUGGCACCAGGCAGGUGCGCUCAACAGGCUGCAGCCUGGGCCACCUGGCAGCUCCAGGUGCUGUGAUCUUGCUGCCAUGGAGACGGCUUGGUGGUGAGAAGGCAGUUUCCCAAAGCUUUGUGGAUUCAGGAGAGGGAGAGACUAGAACCUCAGGCACUUGUGAGUAUUCUGCCUGAUCCCGCUGCAGUCCGCACAAGCCCAGGACAUCCCCUGUGAGGCCUCCCAGUGUGGUCUGAGGAUGACCGAGCCCCAGGGCCGGGAGCUAGAGGCUGAGUGUCCUGUCUGCUGGAACCCCUUCAACAACACGUUCCAUACCCCCAAAGUGCUGGACUGCUGCCACUCCUUCUGUGUGGAAUGCCUGGCCCACCUCAGCCUGGUGACUCCGGCCCGGCGCCGCUUGCUGUGCCCGCUCUGUCGCCAGCCCACCGUGCUGGCCUCAGGGCAGCCCGUCACUGACUUGCCCACGGACACUGCCAUGCUAAGCCUGCUCCGCCUGGAGCCCCACCACGUCAUCCUGGAGGGUCGGCAGCUCUGUCUCAAGGACCAGCCUAAGAGCCGCUACUUCCUGCGCCAGCCUCGGGUCUACACACUGGACCUAGGCGUCGAGUCUGGGAACCAGACUGCACCUUCCCAGGACACUGCCCCGGCCACCAGGCCUAUGCCCAUCCCCAUCCCCAGCCACUAUUCUCUGAGGGAGUGUUUCCGCCACCCUCAAUUCCGCAUCUUUGCCUACUUGAUGGCUGUCAUCCUCAGUGUCACUCUGCUGCUCAUCUUUUCCGUCUUUUGGACCAAGCAGUUCCUUUGGGGCGUGGGCUGAGCACUCUGUUUCUGGAGGAGGAACCAGGCCUUUCUCAGUGGCUGCUGGGGCUGGGGAUGCAGAGCCUCAUUUGGUGUUGUCUUCCUUUGUAGUAUUUUAUGAUCCAGAGAUCGGUUAGGCCCUGUUUGCUUCUGGGAGCAGAGAAGGCCCUAUCGUGGGUGCACGUGGGCGGGGUUGGGGGAUGAAGCGAAGGGCUAGGAGGCAUGAAGAGCUCUGAGUGUGAACCAGGGGUUGUAUGGCUGUAGAGCCACAUAGCAAGUUGUGCCAAAGGGCUGGACAAUGGUAUCCAGCGACCUGACUAGUCCAAAUAGCAAGCCGUAGCUCUCCCUGGAGCUGUUUUGGACUCAGUUCAUGUUUUUAUUUUAUUUGCUCUUUUCAUUAUGUGUUGCUAAAAUGUUUGGAAAGUAGGUUUGAAUUCUGUGAGAAAAUGUGCUUGUCUCCCCUUUUCAGCUUUCUCCUUGGAUGUCUUUCCACCAGUCCCAGUAAAAAACGGUCUGCAUUCCUUAAUUCCUUCAUUUAUUCAUUCUACAACCAUUAAUUGGGCAGGUACUGAGUGCAGAAGGGAAGAAAAGUGUAAGAUUACCCACUGGUGGCUGAUGGCCCCCAGCAGCAGGGAAGACGCACCAUCAGCUGCUUCUUACACAGGACAACCUCUUGUCAGCAUGCAGUUCAUGGAGUGUUGGGAGAUAAGAGUCUAAAGGUGAAGAAGCCAAGAUCAGUGGAUUAGGAAUCUGGGAUUUGGGCUGGAGUUGUAGUUCAGUAGUGGAGCAUUUGCCUAGCAUGUGUGAGGCACUGGGUUUGAUCCUCAGCACCACAUAAAAAUAAAUUAAGGUAUUGUGUCCAUCUACAACUAAUAAAUAAAUACAUUUAAAAUAUUCUUAAAAAGAAAAGAAAAAGAAUCUGGGAUUUGGGGCUGUAGAUGUUGCUCAGUGGGAAAGCACUUACCUAGAAUUUGCAAGGCCCUGGAUUCAAUCCCCAGCAUCAUAAAUAAGUAAAUAAAUAUGGGUUUACAGGCUUUUAUUCUCUCUGUGGGUGCAGAGGUCUGAUUAGAUGGUGCAGGGGUACAGCUCUGACUCCCUCCUGAAAGUACUGGGAUUCUGGCCUCAGAAGGUAGGAUGCAGCCCGGGACAGAGGCAAAACUUUAUUCCCAUCCCAGGCCUGCUGUGGGGGACCUAUUUCUUACAUGAAGAAACCAAGAACCCAGGAGCUAGAAUUUGAAGCUAGAGCUGAUGCCUUGCAGUGUCUAAAACCCUCAUUUCUACUUUUCUAGUUUUAGUUUGCCUGGUGGCCCAGAGCUCUGAAACAAUCCCAAAGUGGUUAACACACCAUCACAAUUACAAAAAGUUGACAUUUUGAGUUUCUUUUAAUUGGUGAAAUAAACUGUCAGAACUUGA